GGGAGAAGGUUGUCAGUAUCACAUGAUUUCACACAACUCAAAUGGAAAAUCAAAUUUAAAGAGUGAUUAUUGCAGAAUUUGAAGAUAAGAAUGAGAUUUAAAUGGAUGAAUAGAAGACUGCCAUAUUGGUUCUGAGGAGGGUCACUGCCUCACUGCCAUCAGAAGAGUCCACUUCUCAGUGACUCCUAGCUGGGAACUGGAUGCAUUAGACGGUGGCUAGGCAAUAUGAUUCUCCUCGCCGUGCUUUUUCUCUGCUUCAUUUCCUCAUAUUCAGCCUCUGUUAAAGGUCACACAACUGGUCUCUCAUUAAACAAUGACCGGCUGUACAAACUCACAUAUUCCACUGAAGUUUUUCUUGAUCGGGGCAAAGGAAAACAACAAGACAGUGUAGGCUACCGAAUUUCAUCUAAUGUGGACGUCAUCUUACUCUGGAGGAACCCUGAUGGCGACGAUGACCAAGUGAUCCAAAUCACAAUGCAAGAUGUAAAUGUUGAAAAUGUGAAUGAGCAGAGAGGAGAGAAGAGCAUUUUCAAAGGAAAAAACCCACCCAAAAUCAUAAGAAAAGAAAACUUGGAAGCUUUACAAAGACCUGUGCUCCUUCAUCUAGUCCAUGGAAAGGUCAAAGAGUUCUACUCAUAUCCAAAUGAGCCAGUGGCCAUAGAAAAUCUUAAGAGAGGCCUGGCUAGCCUAUUUCAGAUGCAGUUAAGCUCUGGAACGACCAACGAGGUAGAUAUCUCUGGGGAUUGUAAGGUGACAUACCAGGCUCAUCAGGACAAAGUGACCAAAAUUAAGGCCUUGGAUUCAUGCAAAAUAGAGAGGUCUGGAUUUACAACCUCAAAUCAGGUCUUGGGUGUCACUUCAAAAGCCACAUCUGUCACUACCUAUAAGAUAGAAGACAGCUUUGUUAUAGCUGUGUUCGCAGAAGAGACACAUGCUUUUCGGAUGAAUUCCCUACAAACCAUUGCAGGCAAUAUAGUAUCAAAGCAGAAAUUAGAGCUGAAGACCACUGAAGCAGGCCCAAGACUGAUACCUGGAAAGCAGGUUGCAGCCAUAAUUAAAGCAGUUGAUUCGGAGUACAGGGCCCUUCCCAUUGUGGGACAGGACUUCCAGAGCGAGUGUAAAGGAUGCCCUUCUCUCUCAGAGCACUGGCAGUCAACCAGAAAACACCUGCAGCCUGACCAGCUCUCCAAGGCUGAGGCUGUCAGAAGCUUCCUGGCCUUCAUUCAGCACCUCCGGACGGCAAAGAGAGAAGAGAUCCUCCAAAUCCUCAAGGCUGAAAACAAGGAAGUGUUACCUCAACUGGUGGAUGCUGUCACCUCUGCUCAGACUUCAGACUCAUUAGAUGCCAUUUUGGACUUUUUGGAUUUCAAAAGUGACAGUAGCAUUACCCUCCAGGAGAGGUUUCUCUAUGCCUGUGGAUUUGCCUCCCAUCCCGAUGAAGAACUCCUAAGAGCCCUCAUUAGUAAGUUCAAAGGUUCCUUUGGGAGCAAUGACAUCAGAGAAACUGUUAUGAUCAUCAUUGGGGCCCUCGUCAGAAAGCUGUGUCAGAAUGAAGGCUGCAAACUCAAAGCAGUGGUGGAAGCCAAGAAGUUAAUCCUGGGAGGACUUGAAAGAGCAGAGAAAAAAGAGGACACCAUGAUGUACCUCCUGGCUCUGAAGAAUGCGCUGCUUCCGGAAGGCAUCCCACUCCUUCUGAAGUAUGCAGAAGCAGGGGAAGGGCCUGUCAGCCAUCUUGCCACCACCACGCUCCAGAGAUACGAUGUCCGUUUCAUAACUGAUGAGGUAAAGAAGACUUUGAAUAGGAUAUACCACCAGAAUCGUAAAGUCCAUGAAAAGACUGUACGCACUACUGCAGCCACCAUCAUUUUAAAUAACAAUCCGUCCUACAUGGAAGUAAAAAACAUUCUGCUCUCUAUUGGGGAUCUUCCCAAAGAAAUGAAUAAAUACAUGCUCGCUGUUGUUCAAGACAUCCUACGUUUUGAAAUGCCUGCAAGCAAAAUGGUCCGUCGAGUUCUGAAGGAAAUGGUUGCUCAUAAUUAUGACCGUUUCUCCAAGAGUGGAUCCUCUUCUGCCUAUACUGGCUACAUAGAACGUGCUCCCCACUCAGCAUCUACUUACAGCCUGGACAUUCUUUACUCUGGUUCUGGCAUUCUAAGGAGAAGUAACCUGAACAUCUUUCAGUACAUUGGGAAAGCUCAUCUUCACAGUAGCCAGGUGGUCAUUGAAGCCCAAGGACUGGAAGCCUUGAUUGCAGCUACUCCCGAUGAGGGGGAGGAGAACCUUGACUCCUACGCCGGCAUGUCAGCCAUCCUCUUUGAUGUUCAGCUCAGACCUGUCACUUUUUUCAACGGAUACAGUGAUUUGAUGUCCAAAAUGCUGUCAGCGUCUGGUGACCCUGUCAGUGUGGUGAAGGGACUCAUUCUGCUGAUAGAUCAUUCCCAGGAGCUUCAGUUGCAAUCUGGACUAAAGGCGAAUAUGGAUGUCCAGGGUGGUCUAGCUAUUGACAUUUCAGGUGCAAUGGAGUUUAGCCUGUGGUAUCGUGAGUCUAAAACCCGGGUGAAAAAUCGGGUGGCUCUGGCAAUAAUUGGCAGCAUCACUGUGGACUCCUCUUUUGUGAAAGCUGGCCUGGAAAUCAGUGCAGAAACAGAAGCAGGCCUGGAGUUUAUCUCCACAGUGCAAUUUUCUCAGUACCCAUUCUUGGUUUGCAUGCAGAUGGACAAGGAUGGAGUUCCGUUCAGGCAAUUUGAGACCAAGUAUGAAAGGCUGUCCACAGGCAGAGGUUACAUCUCUCGGAGAAGAAAAGAAAGCCUCAUAGCGGGAUCUGAAUUUCCACUCCACCAAGAGAACUCUGACAUGUGCAAGGUGGUGUUUGCCCCUGAGCCCGAGAGUAGUUCUGGCGGUUGGUUUUGAAACUGAUUGGUAAGGUUUCACUUGGAUCUGUCUCCGAGAAGGGAUACGAUGUGACAUGCCUAUAUACUUGCUCUCUGAGAGCACAGUGUUUACAUAUAUAUCCGUAUUUAAGAUUUUUGUAAAAAGCUCUGAAAAACCUCAAAUGAUUAAAUUUGGGCCAAUUCCAUAUGCUACCGAUAGUGUCAUCUUGAGCCAACAUAUGUGACACUUCCAGCAACAUUCCUGGUUUUGGUACCUCUGUCAAAUCCCAUUUGGUACAGUGAGAAGAGUGUUGUUCUGAGAAGAAAUAAUUGUCUGUAAAACACAAAACAAAACACACAUACCCUCAGGAGAACCCAAUUUUGUUUCAACGAUUUUCAAUCAGCGUGUAGGAAGCCCCCCAUAGGACCUUAUUGCAUGGCUUGUUUCUACCAAAUAUGUUGCCCAAUCAGGGGAAAAAAAAAAAAACAGACCCUUUGGGGGGAGGGGAUAAGACUUUUUAAAGACUUUUGUCACAGCUUCAAGAGUGGAUAUUUAUCUCGUUUAUCAUGAGUUUUACUAAGCAUUGAGGUAGAAGGCACACAGAAUUAAAGCACAGCAUCAUCUUUCUGCUGACCACAGGGUCAGAUUGCUAGAAGAAAGCCAUUUCACCCUCUGCCUUCUGCCCUGCGAGAACAUUGGACUUAGCACGUAAGAGUUAGAAAUACAAACUUCAGAAAUUCCAUUUGAUUUUGCCUGUGCUGUGUCUCUUUGAGACUGUAAUGUGGAACACUGUCCUUUAUAAGGGACAUUUCAUAUGUUCAUUAUUUUUUCUUUCAUUCAAGCGUUUUGUGGUGGAUGUUCUAGUCUGUUUGACUAUAGUCUGUUCAAAAACCAGAAUGGCCAAGACAAUUUAAUACUGCUUUUAGAAACUGAUGGAUUUGGACUUCUAAAAUAUGAAAUCAAGAAAAGAUCGUCUUUAUUUGUACAAAUUAAAAGAGCCUUGUUAAACGUUUUCAAAUACCUAUUAAUAAACCAGAUGUAUGUGUUUGUGGUAAUAAGCUCCAAACAGGUAACAGGUGCUCAUUUGUCCAUUAAGUACACACACACACACACAAUGGAAGUUUAGCUAGCCCACCACUGGUUGUAAAUUUUAAAUGAUGUGUGAUGAAAUAAAUAUAUGGACAUCCUA
Molecule: messenger RNA, 4060 nt
Organism: Callorhinus ursinus (northern fur seal)
Lineage: Eukaryota; Metazoa; Chordata; Mammalia; Carnivora; Otariidae
Gene: MTTP
Product: microsomal triglyceride transfer protein
Biological process (GO): lipid transport; cholesterol homeostasis; lipoprotein metabolic process
Cellular component (GO): Golgi apparatus; endoplasmic reticulum; basolateral plasma membrane
Molecular function (GO): lipid binding
Source: RefSeq, a predicted model, not a curated record